GAUGCAUGCGGCCCUGCCAUACUGCUGGCGCUGGCCUGCUCAGGAAUACACCCAGGAGCAGCGGCUGGCAGUGAUGCCCAGGGACCACGUAUUCUCCACACAGUAUCCUGCACCAUUUCACCGUCACUCUAUCUGAAACCAUGUCAUCGAAGGAUACUGGAGGAGCUGUGCCAAAGUUUCCGAAGCGCGCAGACUUUGGCGCCGAUGCGCGGGUGCGGCAGGUGGCCGAGACUGAAAAAUACAUUUUCACCGACCCUUCCGACGGCAUGGAGUACGAGUACAGCGAGGACAACAGCGCGUGGUUCCCAGUAUGGAACGCGCAGCUUGUCGAACAGCAGCAGUCGGCAUACGGGAAAGCCGAAGAAGCUGAGCCGGCAGCGGACAGGGGCAAAAAGCGGAAAACUGAGAGGCCAGCCCGAGCGAGACGUGAGAACACUACAGUGUACGUGUCGGGUCUGCCAAAGGACACGACUGAGAAAGAGGUGGCCGAGUUCUUUGCGCAGUGCGGAGCGAUCCUGCCGGAUUUGCUGACAAACGAGCCUCGUGUGAAGCUGUAUCGGACCAAGGGGGGCGAGCUGAAGGGAGACGGCUUGGUCACGUACUUCAAGGCGGCAUCGGUGGAGUUGGCGGUGGAGAUUCUGGACGAUUCGCCUUUCCGGCUUACAGACACUGAGCGGAUCCACAUCGAACCAGCACAGUUCAAGGAGCGCGAUGCUGAGGACGAUGGUGCGAAGGAGGCGCCAAAGCGGCCACGACUGGAUCCAAAGCUGGUGCAGAAGAAGCUAAGCAAGCUCGAAAGAAAACUCGAUUGGUACGAGGGCGGCGAAGAGAUCGCAGAGCGGUACAAGCGCACGGUGAUUCUCAAGCACAUGUUCACGGUACAGGAGUUGGAGGAGGACGUGACGCUACUGCUGGACUUGGCGGAAGAUGUCCGCGAGGAGUGUGAGAAGCUGGGCACGGUGUCGAGUGUCAAGGUCUACGAUAAAUCCGAAGAGGGCGUGAUCUCGGUUAAGUUCAAGGAUGAGCUGUCGGCCAAGGCCUGUGUCAAAACGAUGAACGGCCGGUUCUUUGCGGGCCGUCAGGUCGAAGCAGCGAUCUACGACGGGCACACGCGCUACAAAAGCUCGGCAAAGAGGGCGGCAGCAGACGAUGACGGGCACGAUGACCACGACAAUGGCAAUGGCAGCAACGAGGAUCAAGAGCGGAUGGACAAGUACGCUGAAUGGCUGGAGUCGCAAGAGGCUCCGUAAUUUUUUGCUCGGGGUAGCAAUGCGAUAAUCGACACCAAUGUACAUAUGUGAUGCAUAUGGGGGCAUGACGCAUCUGCGAAUAGCCCACCACUGCCCGGAGACACAGUGGCAAUGGGUCUGUUUGUCCUUUGGCCAUAGUGGCAAAGUCAAUCGCGAACGCGGAGUAAGCAGCAUAUAUGCUGCUUCCCCACCUGUUUUUUCUCAACAAGGUGCGGUCAUUGUCCCCUGGUACACAAUCACAUCAAUAUAUGCGUGUUGCAAAAGAAAAAGGAACUGCCGCUUGGCCACGCAUUGCGC
This is a messenger RNA of Linderina pennispora, 1547 nucleotides long. RefSeq lists its product as uncharacterized. The transcript has 6 exons. Gene Ontology annotation, cellular component: U2 snRNP; U2-type spliceosomal complex. Gene Ontology annotation, biological process: mRNA splicing, via spliceosome. Gene Ontology annotation, molecular function: RNA binding. NCBI's taxonomy places the organism in Eukaryota, Fungi, Kickxellomycota, Kickxellomycetes, Kickxellales, Kickxellaceae. The record is from RefSeq and is a predicted model, not a curated record. The coding region runs from base 141 to 1250 and encodes 369 amino acids.